This is a messenger RNA of Micropterus dolomieu (smallmouth bass), 1064 nucleotides long. RefSeq names its product ring finger protein 183 (gene rnf183). The transcript has a single exon. Bases 1 to 960 code for a protein of 319 amino acids. Lineage: Eukaryota; Metazoa; Chordata; Actinopteri; Centrarchiformes; Centrarchidae. Gene Ontology annotation, molecular function: ubiquitin protein ligase activity. The record is from RefSeq and is a predicted model, not a curated record. Gene Ontology annotation, biological process: protein ubiquitination.
AUGAGCGAAGACGGGGAGAGACGCAGGCCCGAAGGGAGCCAGGGCCAUGGAGCCAGACAGACCCCCAAUGUCAAGCCGAAACUCAGCCAGAUAGGGACAAACAGAAAGGAGGACCAGCAGAAGAAGGAGAAGCCUGCAAAAGUGAGGAGAUCAAAGAGUACAGACUCAGAGAGGGGCAGGAGGAGGGAACAAGACAGGCACCAGGGAGAGAGGAGGCAACGGGGGAGGAGUGAAGAGGGCCGGGGGAGUGACAGGAAAGACAGAGGGAGCGACCGGAGAAAGGUGAAGUCCCCUGUAGAUGAUGUGGAGGACACUGAGUGCGCUGUGUGUUUCUGCACCUACGAUAACGUCUUCAAGACCCCAAAGCUGCUGGCGUGCGGACACACCUUUUGCCUGGAGUGCCUUGCUCGUAUCAACGUGACCUCUCCUGAGCUCAAGACCCUGUCCUGCCCUGUAUGUCGUAAGCUGACCGAGCUCCCCCACGGCAGGGACCUGCCCCGCCUGGGAAACAAUCAGGACAUCAUAGGCAAACUCCCACAAGACAUGCAGAGGGCACUGUCCAUCCGCUUUAAGCGUAGUAAGGGAAAACUUCUCCUUAAGAACCCUCCUCCUAAUAACCUGACCAAGCCUAAUGUCUUCACUCUGCCCAAAAGGAGUCAGGAUGCCCAGGUGACAGCUGGUGGUGACCUUCACUUGAGUGCAAUGGAGCAGGGAAUAGUCCCAGCCACAGUGGUAAACGUUGGCAGGCCUCCAAACAGGGUCAGAGGUCACCUAUGUAAUUUGUUCCACUCAAACCAGUGCUACUACGCCGCAGUGGCGUCCAUCAUCACCAUUACUGUGGCACUCAUGCUGGUGGGGAUUCUGGCCUUUGUGAUCGUACCAAAUGUGGUGAUUCACAGACCAAUGAACCAAACGUCACCGCAUCCCCAAGGUGAAUACGGCAGCGCUGAGACCCCUUAAAGGGGGCCGGGGAUGGACGGGCAGUAGCAAUGAAACAAAAGUGGAGAUCGAGAAUAUCACACAAAACUUGUUACGAUUCUCAGUGAUCUUUUUACCUCCCUUUU